AGAAUAAAAAGAAAAAAAAAACAUCCGAGAUAUAAUAUGAAAAAUAUGAAAAAUAUGAAAUAACAAAGUUACGUGGAGAUUGAAUAAUAAAAUAAAAUGAUCGCAUCCUGUGGUAUCACGAUUAGUAAUAACUGAUGAUGAUGCUGUUGCUGCUACCAGUAGUAGUGAUGGAGUUAGUGGUGGUGGUGAUAGUGGUGGUAAUGGUUACGGUGGUGGGGAUGUUAAAAAAGCACCCCAGAACAUACAGUCAAAGACUUCUUUACUUCUCCACCUGGAUUCUGCGAUGAGUUUUCGUCGAGUGUCCGCAGUUCUCUCACGUUCGUCGCGUCUUAUUGAUCGAGCAUAAUUUUAUUUUCGUUAUUGUUCUUAUUAUUGUUUAUUUUCCUUUUUCAUUUAUCUCUUUCUCUCUCUCUCUCUCUCUCUCUCUUUUUCUCUCUCUUUUUCUCUCUUUCAUUCUUUCUCUGUAUAUCUGUCUUUCCUUAAAUUUUCUCUUACAUUAUUUUUUUUUAUAUCUUUUGUACAUUCUCUUCAACGAUAAAAUCGUUUGUAAAUAUAGAAUAGAAACGUAGAUACCGUUUUCGAAAGUAAUUAUAAAUUUCUUAUUUCCUCGAAGAGGUAUCGUCUGUUAACUUUUUUUUUUCUACUAAAGAAUACGGAUCAAGAGAAAAAUCAAUCUACUUCUAAAUUUGAUGCCAUUCUCAAAGAUUUGUAUGAAAAAGAAAAAAAUAGAAGAUUAAAAAAAGAGGAUUAUAAGUAUAUUUCUUAUCGUCCGAACACUAUAUCUCACUUGCCACUUGAAACUCUAUUUCAAUAAGAUUAACAAGCAUAACUGAAAAUAUGUGUCUGAAAGUGUGAACGAAGAAAAUCAUAGAAGUAUAAUACGAAGAAAAAAAUAAAAUAAAAUAAAAUAAAGACAAAAAAGAAGAAGGAAUAAGUGUAUUCUCGUAAAAUUUUCAAGUGUUCUCAUUUCAUCGAAAGAGUUUAAUCUUAUUUGAUAAGAGAAUAGCAAACAAAGGAAAAAGAGAGAGAAAGAAGAAGAAGAAGAAGAAGAAGAAGAAGAAGAAAAGAAAGGAAGAAAGAAGAGAAAAGAAUAAAAAAAAAGUAUCAAAGCGAUAGAACGAAGAUGACAUAUCUAAAAUUACUCUUGCUCAUUUAUCUCAGUGAAUCCUUUCUCUUAUUUCAUUAUUCCGUAGCCACGGAGAUUGAAACGAUAAUGACACGUACGUUACCGCUUUAUGCGAUGCUCUCAAAUGCACAUCUUCUUAAUUCAACAAAGUGCACUAAGGAAUUGAUGAAUUUACGAGAUGCUAUCGAUCGGCGAACGUUAUGGAGCUUAAAAGUAAUGGAUUCAAGUGGCAUACCAAAACCCGGAUUCGUUUAUGGAAAUAAUUAUUGGUUUGGUAUCCAAAGUCAAUGCAAAGACGUGAACAAUAGAGAUCCAUUGAUACUUGUAGAAAAGGAAAUAAUGAAUAAUUCGAAAUAUCGUCACGUAGAAGAUGAAUUUCCACCAUACGAAGUGAAAUAUUUCGUCGCAUAUUUCAGACACAAUAGUACUUUGCAAUACCACGUUAGAUUACCUAACGAAAAUUUGGUAACACUCGGAAUGUGCUUACCGGCCACUUGUUCAAAGGACGAACUAUUUAUUCUUCUUGAAAAAGUUUUUAAAGAUAGAAGUCUUAUUGUGGGUGACCUAUAUUCAGCUGAUUUUGAGUUGUUCAAAGUAAAAGAUCUAAUUGACGACCAUCGAUGGCUCUUGAGUGGAACAUUCAUAUCAAUCAUGAUUCUAUUGAUACUUACGUGCUUGUUAAUGCUAAUAGGAACGAUCUAUGACGUUCUAAUAUAUCAAAGACGCUUAAAGAGGCAUGCUAAACUUCUUAAAAGUUAUGAAAAUACUAAUUCUUCUCAGACAAUCGAUAUUAAAAGAAAAGAGGAGGAUCCUGAGGACAAGCUGACAGCAUUGAAAUUUCAAAGUAACAUCGGUAGAAUAUUUCUAUCAUUUUCCGUUUACUCGAACACGAAGAUUAUAUUUAAUACAAAACUUAAUAACGAAUCUAUAUUAGUUAUACACGGUUUAAAAUUCCUAUCGAUGUUAUGGGUUAUUAUGGUACACACGAUAUUCUACAUGCAUGACUAUACAGACAAUAAGAUAAUAACUUGGAGAAAAUCAGAAGGUUUUGCUAAUCAAGUGUUAAGCAACUCGACUCUAUCGGUGGAUACAUUUUUUUUCCUCGGUGGUUUCCUCGCAGUUUAUUUGUAUUUCAAAGCAGAAAAGGGGAAAAAGAAACAUCGGCCAUUCAAUUACGUUGCUGAAGCUAACAUGUUCUUCAUGAAUCUCUUAAAAAGAUUUAUCAGAUUGACACCGGCUUAUAUGUUUGCGAUGGGAAUAUUCGAAAUAAAUUCAAUGUGGUACAAUUAUACCUCGGAGUUUUAUAUGGACGAACGUCCAUAUGAGAUCUGUCCGAAAUAUUGGUGGAGGAAUAUACUCUAUAUUCAAAAUUUCUUUAGCAGAGAGACUAUGUGUAUGUCUUGGAGUUGGUACUUGGCGAAUGAUAUGCAAUUUUUUGCGAUAAGUACAUUCCUGUUAACGUUAUCGUCCAUGUACUUCAACGUGGCAGUCAUCUUGCUAAGUCUAUUGUUCAUCACAUCGACGAUCGUAACAGGCUAUAUAUCCUAUAUUUACGAUUACGUUCCUACAAUGGAUCAACAGUACCAUCUAUUAGAUAUCCUGUACGAUCCACCCUGGACUAGAAUAGGACCUUAUAUAGUGGGUAUGGUCACCGGUUAUAUCGUUAUCAAAUUAAACAACGAAUUACAAUGGAAAAAGAAAACUAUUAUAUUAUUCUGGAUACUUGGUAGCGCUUGCAACGUAUUAGUACUUUUUGGAUUAUGGAAAAGAAGCAUAUCAACUAUAUCUGCUGCCUUUUACGUUGCCCUUAAUAGAACAGUUUGGGGAGUAGGCUUGGCAUGGCUCUUAAUCGCUUGUGUCACGAAUCACGGAGGUAUUGUGAAUAAGAUUCUUUCGUUCAAAGGUUGGAUACCAUUCAGUAGAUUGACUUACAGUACCUACCUUUUAAAUCCUAUUAUUAUCAAUUCCAUUUACUUGCACAGCGAAACUUCUGUUCACGUUGAUUUUCUAUCAAACGUAGGUCAACCAAUCACUUACAAUUCUUUUAAUUUCGAUCAUAUUGCAGAUAUUAAUAACUAAUUAAUCUUUUUCUUUCUUUCUUUUUUCUUCGUUUAUACGCUCCUCCAGUCAGCGCUCUUUUUAGGAAACUUUGUGAUCAGUUACGUAUGCGCUUACGCAUUCACGAUGAUGUUCGAAACGCCAUACAUCCUGUUGAUGAAACAAUUCAUUGAUCAUACCAGAAAAAAAUGAUCGAUCCGUUCUUUGCACCUAUCCAUUCACGGAUGAUAUCUUUAUAUUCAUUAAAUUGAAUUAUCACAAGGUUUUUCUUUGAUGUUUUGUAAUUUAUUGGAAAAAAAUGUAUAUGUUCGA
Molecule: messenger RNA, 3496 nt
Organism: Vespula vulgaris
Lineage: Eukaryota; Metazoa; Arthropoda; Insecta; Hymenoptera; Vespidae
Product: nose resistant to fluoxetine protein 6-like
Exons: 13
Coding region: 1124-3205 (693 amino acids)
Molecular function (GO): acyltransferase activity, transferring groups other than amino-acyl groups
Source: RefSeq, a predicted model, not a curated record